Molecule: messenger RNA, 2792 nt
Organism: Chelonoidis abingdonii (Abingdon island giant tortoise)
Lineage: Eukaryota; Metazoa; Chordata; Testudines; Testudinidae
Source: RefSeq, a predicted model, not a curated record
UGCAAUAUUAAGAUUAAGAUUUAAUCACUUUGCCACAGAAUGCAGUUGGGACCAUAUGUAUGUUUAUGAUGGAGAUUCAAUAUAUGCACCUUUAAUAGCUGUAUUUAGUGGUCUAAUAGUCCCUGAGGUGCGGGGAAAUGAAACUGUUCCUGAAGUAGUUACUACAUCUGGCUAUGUGUUGCUACACUUUUUUAGUGAUGCUGCUUAUAACCUAACUGGAUUUAACAUAUUUUACUCCAUUAAUUCCUGUCCUAACAAUUGCUCUGGGCAUGGGAAGUGUACAACUAGUGUUUCCAUUCCAAGCCAAGUGUACUGUGAGUGUGACAAAUAUUGGAAAGGCGAAGCCUGUGAUAUUCCAUACUGUAAAGCUAACUGUGGGAGCCCAGAUCAUGGCUACUGUGAUCUGACAGGCGAGAAGCUGUGUGUGUGCAAUGACAGCUGGCAAGGCCCUGAUUGUUCUUUGAACGUUCCUUCCACGGAGUCUUACUGGAUUCUACCAAAUGUAAAGCCAUUCAGUCCUUCUGUAGGUCGGGCUUCUCAUAAAGCAGUUCUACAUGGAAAAUUUAUGUGGGUGAUUGGUGGAUAUACCUUUAACUACAGUUCAUUUCAAAUGGUAUUAAACUAUAAUUUAGACAGCAACAUAUGGAAUGUAGUACCUGUAUCAAAAGGACCUCUCCAGAGAUAUGGACACAGUCUUGCUUUAUAUCAGGAAGACAUCUACAUGUAUGGAGGCAAAAUUGAAACACAUAAUGGGAAUGUCACUGAUGAGCUGUGGAUAUUCAACAUAAACAGUCAAACAUGGAGUACCAAAAUUCCUGCAAUACUUGUACAUGGCCAACAGUAUGCUGUGGAGGGUCACUCAGCGCAUAUAGUAGAGUUGGACAGCAGAGAUGUUGUCAUGAUCAUCAUUUUUGGAUACUCUGCAGUGUAUGGUUACACAAGCAGUGUGCAAGAGUACUAUAUCAGAUCAAAUUCAUGGCUUGUGCCAGAAACAAAAGGAGCAAUUGUGCAAGGUGGAUAUGGUCAUACUAGUGUCUAUGAUGAAAUGACAAAGUCCAUUUAUGUUCAUGGUGGAUACAAAGCAUUACCUGGCAAUAAAUAUGGAUUGGUGGAUGACCUUUAUAGAUAUGAAGUUAAUAAGAGGACAUGGACUAUUUUGAAAGAGAGUGGUUUUGCAAAGUAUCUUCAUUCAGCUGUCUUAAUAAGUGGAGCUAUGCUGAUUUUUGGUGGAAAUACCCAUAAUGAUACUUCUCUGAGUAAUGGUGCAAAGUGCUUUUCAGCUGACUUUCUGGCAUAUGACAUAGCUUGUGAUGAAUGGAAAAUUUUACCAAAACCUAAUCUGCAUCGAGAUUUGAACAGAUUUGGACACACUGCAGUUGUCAGUAAUGGGUCCAUGUACAUAUUUGGGGGUUUUUCAAGUGUUCUGUUGAAUGAUAUCCUUGUGUACAAGCCUCCAGACUGUGAAGCAUUCAGACAAGAAGAACUGUGUAAAAAUGCUGGUCCAGGGAUAAGAUGUCUGUGGAACAAAAACCAUUGUGAAUCCUGGGAAUCUGGACAUGCUAACAAUGUCCUUGAAGCAAAAUGUACCAGAAAAACAGCUGCUGCAGAUGACAGAUGUUACAAAUAUGCAGACUGUGCCAGUUGUACCGCUAAUACAAAUGGUUGCCAGUGGUGUGAUGACAAGAAGUGCAUUUCAGCAAACAGUAACUGCAGUGUGUCAGUCAAAAACUACACCAAAUGUCAUGUGAGAAAUGAACAGAUCUGUAAUAAAUUGACCAGCUGUAAAAGUUGCUCACUAAACCUGAACUGCCAGUGGGAUCAGCGGCAGCAAGAAUGCCAGGCUUUACCAGCUCAUCUGUGUGGGGAAGGAUGGAGUCACAUUGGCGAUGCCUGCCUUCGCAUAAAUUCUAGUCGUGAAAGCUAUGACAAUGCCAAACUAUACUGCUACAGUUUGAGUGGGAAUCUUGCCUCAUUAACAACCUCAAAAGAAGUGGAAUUUGUUCUGGAUGAAAUACAGAAGUAUACAAUUCAGAAAAUAUCACCUUGGGUAGGUUUGCGCAAGAUCAACAUCUCCUACUGGGGAUGGGAUGACAUGUCUCCUUUCACGAAUACAACACUGCAAUGGCUUCCUGGAGAACCAAAUGACUCUGGCUUCUGUGCAUAUCUAGAAAGAGCAGAGGUGUCAGGGCUGAAAGCGAAUCCAUGCACCGCUAAGGCAGAUGGUCUUGUCUGUGAAAAACCUGUUGUUAGUCCUAAUCAAAAUGCUAGACCUUGCAAAAAAACAUGUUCCCUGAGAACAACAUGUUCCAACUGCACGAGCAAUGGCAUGGAGUGUAUGUGGUGUAGCAGUACAAAACGAUGCGUUGACUCAAAUGCCUAUAUAAUUUCCUUUCCAUAUGGACAGUGCCUAGAGUGGCAAACUGCCACCUGCUCUCCUCAAAACUGCUCUGGAUUGAGGACCUGUGGACAGUGUUUGGAAGAGCCUGGAUGCGGGUGGUGCAAUGAUCCCAGUAAUACAGGAAAAGGGCAUUGUGUAGAAGGAUCUUCAAGAGGACCAAUGAAACUUGUUGGAGUGCACUCCAAUGAAAUGGUUCUUGACACUAAUCUUUGUCCAAAAGAGAAAAAUUAUGAAUGGUCUUUCAUCCACUGUCCAGCUUGCCAGUGUAAUGGGCACAGCACCUGCAUCAAUGGCAAUAUUUGUGACCAAUGUAAAAACCUAACUACAGGAAAACAGUGUGAAACAUGCAUCGCAGGUUACUAUGGAGAUCCAACAAAUGGAGGCCAAUGUACAG